Messenger RNA from Aureobasidium pullulans EXF-150, 1890 nucleotides. RefSeq lists its product as uncharacterized. The record is from RefSeq and is a predicted model, not a curated record. The coding region runs from base 1 to 1890 and encodes 629 amino acids. The transcript has 2 exons. Lineage: Eukaryota; Fungi; Ascomycota; Dothideomycetes; Dothideales; Saccotheciaceae.
AUGGCCGCUUCAGUCAACAUGAACGCCAUGCCCGCUCCGGCCAUGCCACCUCCAUCAUUCACGAAAACAGAGUCUGCCGCCCAGAGCAGUCCGCAAAAACCAACAAAAAGCGCCAUGAAGUCAAUACCAUCAACCGAAGGAGCCGACGAAGAGGCAGAUGGCGAGAAGAGCGGCAGUAAGGAAGACGCAGACGGAACUGCACCUGCCAUGGCCACCAACAUGAACAUGUCAGGUGCUCUUCAACGCAAGAUGUCGGAGCUCCAGGCAAGCGGCUGGAGACCACCGGAAGAGUCGAUCGAUAGCGACGACGACUACGAUGGUGUUGAUAUGAUCAGCAACAGCGACGACGAAGAAAAGAGCAUGAGGAAAGCCGAAGAGAAGCUGAUGGCCGACGAUGACGAAGACGACGAAGAGAGUAAUGCCGCUCUGGCCCGAAGACUUAGUCUGUCUAGCCAGAACAGCAACCAAGCCGAGCUGGCAUACCUCGAGUUCAACGAUGAAUAUAUCCUGCCCGAUGACCCUUUCUCGCAGUCGUUCCUCGACGCUGAUCAGAUCAUGUCUGCUCCCGACUUCUUCCGUGAGGGCAGCCCCCUGACAAGAACUGAGAGCGAGCAGACAGUCCCUAAUCAGCGUCGGGUACGCUUCGAAGAGAGAGCAGAAAUGUCUGAUGAGACCGACUCGGAUGCCGAUAGCGACUUCUUCCCUGAUCUCUUCAUCCAGCAAGAUCAUCUUGACCCCCGCUUCAGACGGUUGAUCGAGAAGGAUGACGACCACGAGUUGUACCAGGACGACAGUAGUAAUGCCGGCUCCGAAUGGGACUUUGAGGCUGAUGAGAUGAGAAUGCUUCUCAUGGAAGAUGAAGAGGAGGACUCUGACUCAUCAGCAGGCUCCAGCGGCUAUGAAUAUGAAGAACCCAUGCCUCCGCCACCCAAGAGAGCCUCGACUGCCCCUACAAGUCCAAGCAGUGUCGCCACACCCCGCCCCUCCAACGCAAGCACGACUCACAUCAGACUUCCUCUACGCAAGAACAAGAACAAGCGCACCCCUACACAACCCAAGAUGGGCACUUUUAUGAUAGACCCUCACCGCCCCGUUCUUACCAUCGAUGGUGUCGGUGUCUCGCAGAAGAGCACUCUCUGGCCCGCAAAGAUUCAGUCUGCCGCAGACAAGCAGCUGUGGCAGCGCAUGCACAUGCUGAGCAACAACAACAGUCGCGCUACUAGUCGUACCACAAGUCCUCGCCAGUCUGUGCAGCUCACCCCCUCGGGAGAGAGCGACGGCAUGAGCAUUGGCGACGAGAAUGAUUUCUUCGACUCGUUCGGUGCCCUUCGUACCGAUCAAGUCAUUGGUCCUCCGGAAGCAUUCACUCCCUUUGUCGACGUCACUGCUUCCGGAGCCAUCAUUCACGACGACGAUGCUGCUGUAGCCGGUGCCGAAGAGGAACAAGAUCCCAUGUGUUUCUUGAACUUUGACGACGAUGACGAGGAUGAAGACAUGCCCGACGAGUCUGAUAACAACAUCGCCUCUCCUACCACUCAAUCUUUCUCUUCUCAGGUCACGAACAACCCCUCUUCUCAAUCCGGUGGUUUCGACUUGCUUGCUCAUCUCGACCGUCACGGCGUUGUUGGAUCCUUCCGUCGCAACCAACAAUUCGCCAAACACGUUGGAUCACUGCCUUCGCACCCUGCACUCAGAGCAUCUCUGUCGGAAACAAAUGCCAUGCAAACUGGUCGACGUGCAGCAGCCAACACACCCAUCACACCUCUAAGAAAGAAGAAGGCAAAGGGCGUCGGAGCACGUAACUCUCCGAUGACCACUACCAGCCCUCUCAAAAAGAGCCCUCCUCUCAAGAAGAAAGGACCCAUCAGAGGCGGUUUCAGCCGCGGCUGA